Messenger RNA from Penicillium concentricum, 198 nucleotides. RefSeq lists its product as uncharacterized. NCBI's taxonomy places the organism in Eukaryota, Fungi, Ascomycota, Eurotiomycetes, Eurotiales, Aspergillaceae. Bases 1 to 198 code for a protein of 65 amino acids. The transcript has a single exon. The record is from RefSeq and is a predicted model, not a curated record.
AUGGUUGCUGCCUCGCGCCGCACCUCAGAGCUGGGGGAGAUCACCCACCGCAGCGGUGCUUCCGGGCACCCAGCAACGCUUGAUCCCCCCCCUAUACUAUCCUCCCCGCGUAGUGUUGCUUCGGCGACGCCCGGCCUUGGAUGUUAUUGGGGGGCCCUCGCCGCGCUGGGCCACUGGUGUAUCCGCUGCGGUGACUGA